AGGCCUCUCUGCCUCAGCUUUCCCCAGCCCUGCCUCUGAGGUCACAGUUCUGAGAGUUCACCUACCUCCAGUGCAACUUGACUUUGGUCUUUAAUCCAAAUAGAAAAGAUAAAGGCCAAGGCCAGGAAAAGCAAAACGUCUUCUGGGGGUUGUUCUUACACUGUCCCUGAGUGAGGCCCCACAGGAACUGUGGAGCUGGGCUCAUUUCUCGGGUUAUUAGACUCCAGUGUCUUUGCUCUUUCCCAUCCUGUGCAGCUUCCAAAAGAGUCUGCCCUGCCCCAAAUCCCAUCACGCUACCCACCCACAUUGCUCUGGACUGGCCUUGUGGUCUGAGCCAGAAGUUCCUGGAAUGCCUGGGCUGCGGGGACCUGUGGGCCACUGCUGACCGGAAUCCUUGGUGUCUUCAGACUGGCCUGGAGCCAGCAGGAAGGCGAAUGUCGCACCUUUCCCCUCCACUCCUCUGUGUCCUCUCUAGACUGGGUUCAUUAGAAAAAGCUGUCUGUUGGCCUGCCCUGCAAGCCUGGAGUUUAGAGUAUGGGUCAUGAACCUGAAUUAUAGCUCAAAAACAAACUAUGGGCCUUUUUGUCUAGUUUCAGUCAUAUAUUUUCUACAUACUAAACACAUCUUGGAUUUUCAGGUCAGUCUAAGUUUGAUUCCGGGUUAGGUGUUAAGGAUUGGGUAGCACAGAAGGGCCCUCCCACUUGAAACUCCACCCUUUCUUUCUUGGGGGAUAGCCGUUAAAAGUGCAGUUCUAUAUUUCCCAUACUGCAUUCAGAGUAAGCCACAGCACGGAGCAGUCUCAAGGCCAACCCAGAGAGUUCAGGCACUACUCUGGCCCCUGACACCACAGCAUGGAGCCGAUCCAGGACACCACCCGCCUGCCACUGGAGUAUGUGAAGGGGGUCCCUAUGAUCAAGUACUUUGCAGAGGGAUUGGGAUCACUGCAGAGCUUGCAACUCAGGCCCGAUGACCUGAUCAUUAGCACCUACCCCAAAUCUGGCACCACCUGGGUGAGCGAGAUCCUGGAUAUGAUCUACCAGGGCGGUGACCUGGAGAAGUGUUGCAGGGCCCCUAUCCUAACGCGGGUACCUUACCUUGAGUUCAGAGUCCCAGGGCAUCCCACAGGUGUUGAGGUUCUGAAAAAUACACCAGUCCCACGGCUCAUCAAGACACACUUGCCCCUGGCCCUGCUCCCCCAGACUCUGCUGGAUCAGAAGAUCAAGGUGGUCUAUGUUGCCCGCAACGCAAAGGAUGUGGCUGUCUCCUGUUACCAUUUCUACCGCAUGGCCAAGUUGAACCCUGACCCUGGCACCUGGGACAGCUUCCUGGAGAAGUUCAUGGCUGGGGAAGUGACCUAUGGAUCCUGGUACCAGCACGUGAAGGAGUGGUGGGAGCUGAGUCGCACCCACCCUGUUCUCUACCUUUUCUAUGAGAACAUUAAGGAGAACCCCAAAAGGGAGAUUCAGAAGAUUCUGAAGUUUGUGGGAUGCUCCCUGCCGGAGGAGACAGUGGAUCUCAUUGUGCAGCACACGUCGUUCGAAGAAAUGAAGAAGAAUACCAUGACCAACUACAGCGACAUACCCUUGAAUCUCAUGGACCAGAACAUUUCCGCCUUUAUGAGGAAAGGAAUCACGGGAGACUGGAAAACCCUCUUUACUGUGGCCCAGAAUGAGCGCUUUGAUGCUGACUAUGCUGAGAAGAUGGCAGGCAGCAACCUCAACUUCCGCUCAGAACUAUGAGUGUUCACUGAAAUCACUCCAAAGAGAGUGGUGUGAAACCAGCCUGAUCACGGCCUCAGGAAUAAAAUAUGAUUUGUGUUGCAUGGAGAA
Pteropus alecto (black flying fox) is the source of this 1829-nucleotide messenger RNA. Its product is annotated as sulfotransferase 1A1. Gene Ontology annotation, molecular function: sulfotransferase activity. Lineage: Eukaryota; Metazoa; Chordata; Mammalia; Chiroptera; Pteropodidae. Gene Ontology annotation, cellular component: cytoplasm. The transcript has 8 exons. The record is from RefSeq and is a predicted model, not a curated record. Bases 852 to 1739 code for a protein of 295 amino acids. Gene Ontology annotation, biological process: sulfation.